AGCAGUGCGCAACAUCCGCUCCGAGAGUGAUGCGCGGGAUUUCCAACAGCUCAACGCUGCUCACGUACUCAGACAAUCGUGACAGAAUCGGAUGGGAUUAUCUAUGCUGUAGCUAGUUAGCAAGUCCACAUCAGCAACGCUUAUUGGGUUAAUGGUGCGAUAGAUUUGUCUUAUUUUUUAGAUUAACUUAUUCAAAUAUUGGUGUUAAGGACUUGAGACGAGAAAUUGUCCAUGUUUUUUUGUUUAGGCUGCUCGGGACAGGAGUAUUGUUACUUCUACAUCACCGAUUACUUAAAUGUGUGAUUAGCCUUCUUAUGAAAUACCAUUUAAACCAGUCAAAUUGCCCAUAUCGUUUCAUUAAUUUUAUCAGGCAAUAAUUGUACUCAGUGGACUGAACAAUGUUUCAUGUUGUUUCAUUAGUUAUUGUUUCAUUGACUCCCUGCCACAGGCACACAGCGACGUCAUCUCUUAAAAUGAACAAUGACGGGGACAAGCAAAAGCCCUCGGCCAAUGCAGAACAAGGGGAGAAUUGGUUUUACUGUGUUGUUGCUGUUAUUUAGCUAGCUUCCACAAGAUGGGAGCAAAUUCUGAAUAUUCCUUUAAAAAAAAAAUGUGCCUCAGGGUAUUAUUUUAGGAGUUGCCGUGUCAUAGGUCAAAUAAUGAACUGCACAAGUUUUGUUAUUUUGGCUCUGUUCUAGAGCACUAACGAUUUGAAAUUAUACAAAGAUUAUGGGAUUAACACACUGAUGUAAUUUGAGGGUAUUUUCAGACAUAUGUUUUGUACAUAGACCCCUCCCCCUUUUUAACAAUACCAACAUAUUUGGACACUUUGCUUCUCACCGUGUCUCUUAUUUUGCAGAUGUUUGUUUGCCUUAUUAGUGCAUGCACAGAAAAUGCUGUAAAUGUCUGGUCUUUAUUCUACGCUUUGCAUUUGCGUUGAGUCAGUUGCUGUGGUCUGACCGCACAAGGAACAAAGAUGUUACAGUCCAAGUAAAGCUGGCGGUCAUGAUGCAUAUAAAUCAGAAUCAAUUAUUCAGACACAGCCCAAAAACAUUAUGCAUGCCAAAAGCAGCUUGUUCAAUAAAGAAGAACGCAAACACUUGCUAGCCUUGUUAUGUCAUAGACUAGGGAUAGUCAAUGCUGACCCUCCAAGCCAUUUCCACUCCAUUUUUGCAUUGCAACCUUCUAAUCAGGGAUCUAUUUAGACCUGGGACACCAGGUGGGUCUAAUUAACAAUGAGGUAGAACAGAACCAGCAGGCUCCGUUCCUCAUAGGGUAAGAGCCCCGUCGAAAACCAGUACAGUGGAUGAGCAAAGAAUUCCCCCCCCUUAAUGAAGAAAGUAACAAACGUUGCACAUUUUCUAAUUAUGUAGGGCGACUAGGCAGACUCAUUUAUUGCCGUGCCACUUGCUGCACCUACCAUCUAAGACCCUUUUUGAAUCAGAAUGAACCCUGUUACUGUCCUAAUAAUUAAGGAGGGCACCAGGGUCGUAGUGAAAAUUGGGGACUCGGCCCUUGAAACUUUGAUGACUCUUUUGGGGACAUAAACUUGUAUUUGCUGUAACAGCUUGUAGUACAUUUUUACUAAUUGUCAUAAGAAAUUGUAAUAUUAUCAGCUCUAGAUGCUAAGAUCGGUGCUAUUUUGCAGUGUGAGUUUCGUGCCACACCCAUCCCAGAUGCCGGGGAGGGUCACAGUGAGUGUGGGUAGGCAGGCUCCAAUUCAAAUCUGACCACACACAUUGCCCAGGGAAAUCUCUAUUUCCCAUAGCUAAACACCAGCCUUCAAGUUAACUACCCUUUUCAUGGUUAAGAAAAAACAGCUCUACAAAAUUAGAGCCAGAAGCGUUCAAUUUAACAGUACAACUGCAGUCUACCCAUUUACUUCUUUUUAUGGACAAAUGGUAUUUGAUUUUGUCAUCUCAUUAAACCAUUGCUUUUUCCACAUUGCGUCCAGUUGACAGGUUAUUUUGACAAGUCUCUCUCUCUCACUCAUCUAGCAAAAAGUGCUGUAUUGUAGCCCAUACCGUCCAAAACAUGACACUAUAUGAGCAUCAGCUUUUGUGUUCUGUGGUAGAUCCGCCGGAUGCAUUUCAAAUGUAAUUUAAAGCAUCAUUUUCAGGUAGUUCUACAAUAAAGCAACUCUACUUGCAAACUUGAAAAAUAGUCAUUUAUUUAGGCAACACAGUAUUUUCUCAAACCGGGCUUGGUUUUAUUUCUGUAUUUUAUUCAACAAAAUUAAACAAUUUUAGUUGCAAAGUAGGUUUACAUUUAUCCAAAUAUGAAUAAGUUGAGUGAUAGGAUUCCAUUUUGGAACCCAGCUACCCUGCUGUUCCAGAAUCAAUGGUUUUGACCCUUAAAAAGUCCCAGGCAACACAGCUUACUCAUUUGCUAAAGAGACCAACAUGUGAAAUUACUGCAUGCAAAAUAAAGUCCCCAAAUGUUCCAGUACCGCCGACACAUGUUAAGAGUAUAUGUGUUAUCUCUAUGAUGGAUACGCAGCUGGAAUUUAGAUUGUAAUUUAUAUAUGUAGGGAGCUUCCUCCAAAUGGAAACCGAGACGCCAAACUUAAGCUAUUUGAUAAUGUCUGUGUGCCUUUCCAAAUACUAAUGACGUCUGGACUCUGACAGUUUCAGUGGAAUUGUCAAACCCAUGUCAACCCUCAACAACAGACUCAUCUCUGAAAAGAACCAGUUUUAGAACAAUCUGAGAUGGUGGGUGUCUUGAUGUGCUGAAUUUAAAUGGAAAGACUUUGGAGCGCUUUAGCUUUUCACACAGCAUAUCUGCCACAGCUGGCCCCAAGCACCUUCAAAUCAUUACAGAAGUUCCCUCCCUCUGAGGCAGGGGGUGUCUGCAUAUAAAAUGGCCUGCAGGUCACUGCUCCAUAGAUGCCUCCUCCUCCACCUCCAGCCCUUCUCCAUCCUUCCCUCUGGCCAUGGGAGGCCCCAGCUCCUGCACAGCCCCUUCGUCUUCAGCGACGGACCAGACUCAACACCACCAGAACCCUAGCGGUGCCCCCAAAGAGGGUUCUGGAGCCCCGGGUGGACCAGAGAUGCAGGGGGUGGAGGGGGCUAUGGCCGUCCCUGGAGGUAAUGGUGACAGUGGGACUAGCUCUGGAUCUGGAGACGCAGGGGUGGGAGCCCAGCAACAGCAGCCCCAGAACACCCCCUCUAAGCGGAGGCCUGUUUUGAGCAUCUCCCCUCCUCCGGAGGACCUGUUUGAUGACAGCAGCAUGUCAUGCCAGGAGGAUCCAGCCCAGGUCGGGCCAGCCGGCCCAGACUCUGAACACAGCAGUAGCAUCUGGGCUGAUGACUCGGCCUCUAACUUCAGCCUAGUCAGCUCCAGCUCCUACAAUGACAACACAGAGCUCCCACGCAAAUCGCGUAAACGCACCCCCCGCCAGCGCCCCGGGCCCAAGCCUGCCCACCCAGAGGACAGCAUGGAUGUGUUCGAUGCAGACAGUGCCAAGGCCCCACACUUUGUCCUGUCUCAGCUGGGCCCAGACAAGGCCAUCCCCAAGCCUAGUUCCCUGGAGGCUGGGUGCCUGCUGAAGGGAGGCCUGCUAUCAGGUCAGUACCCCCAAAAGAUGGAUGGCAAGGAGCUGAAGAUCCUGGUGCAGCCGGAGACCCAACACCGGGCACGCUAUCUGACUGAAGGCAGCCGUGGAUCUGUCAAAGACCGCACCCAGCAGGGUUUCCCCACGGUCAAGUUGGAUGGCGUCAGUGAGCCGGUGGUGCUGCAGGUGUUUGUGGCCAGUGACACAGGCAGAGUGAAGCCUCAUGGGUUCUACCAGGCCUGCCGGGUAACAGGCCGCAACACCACUGCCUGCAAGGAGGUGGACAUUGAGGGAACCACCGUCAUCGAGGUCCCUCUGGAGCCAAGCAACGCCAUGACACUAGCGGUUGACUGUGUGGGGAUCCUGAAGCUGCGUAACGCGGAUGUGGAGGCUCGUAUUGGGGUGGCUGGCUCCAAGAAGAAGAGCACCCGGGCCAGGCUGGCCUUCAGGGUCAACAUCCCCCAGCCUGAUGGGUCUGUCCUCACCCUGCAGACUACCUCCUCACCCAUCCUCUGUACCCAGCCAGCUGGUGUGCCAGAGAUCCUGAAGAAAAGUCUUCAUAGCUGUUCAGUGAGAGGAGGAGAGGAGCUCUUCAUCAUAGGGAAGAACUUCCUCAAAGGAACCAAGGUCAUCUUCCAAGAGAACCCAGCAGAUGACAACUCUUGGAAGGCUGAGGCAGAAAUUGACAUGGAGCUGUUCCACCAGAACCAUGUGAUAGUGACCGUUCCUCCCUACCACAAUCUGUCGGUCUCUUCUGCGGUUUCUGUGGGUGUCUACAUCAUGACCAAUGCUGGGAGGUCACACGACAUACAGCCCUUCACAUACACCCCAGACUCAGAGAAGUCCCUGGACAGGUCUGUUAAGACAGAGGGGUCUUCUCUGGCCAAUGCUUGCACCUUCCAGGACCACAUCAAGCCUCUGGUCUCUGAGCCAGCCCAGUCUGCUGGUGAACUGAUCAAACGACAGAAGGUCACUCCUAUGGAGGUGUCCAGUAAUACCCCAUCAACAACAGUCUUCAAUUCACCCGAUACGCUUGUUUCGGUCCAGCAAACCCUGGAGCUGAGCUCCAGCACCCUGCCUAGUGCAGAGUCCUUCCCCAGCCCAAUGCCCCUCCAAUCUGGGGAUGUGGACCUCCCCCAGGCCCCCGUAUUCCCUUCUCUGGAGCCCCUUGGCACCAUCCAGAAGCAGGAUAUCGCCCCCAUCACCUCCUUCUCUGUGUCCAGCGACAGCACCACACUACCACCUGUGCCCCCAGAGGUACCCCAGCAGUUCCUCCGGGACCCCCACGAGAGCUUGCCUCAGGAGCCCUCCAACCCGAGCGGUGGGUUGGUGGUAGUGGGCAUGUCCCCCUCCCAGACCCAGGUUCCUCUGUUUCCGCAGGAUGGGGUGGCCCAGCUGGAGAGGGCAGUGAGGGAGCUCCAGGCGGGGGGCAGCAGCCUGGUACAGCAGGUCUUGGAGGCAGCAGUAGCUCAGCAGCAGCUCAACUCAGUGCUUUACAGUCCCACGCCCUCCACCGAUUCCCUGCAGCAACACGUCCAGGGACAGCAACUCAACUCAGUGCUUUACAGUCCCACACCCUCCACCGAUUCCCUGCAGCAACACGUCCAGGAAACCAUGAACAGUCUGAGACUGGGGAGCACUGAGGCUCCUCUGGCCAGCCAACAGCACCUACAGAUACAACAACAACAACAACAACAACAACAGCAACAGCAACAACAGAUACAACAGCAGUUACAACAACAACAGAUCAUAGGUAACAUGCAGCAGCAGAUACAGCAGCAGCAGCAUCACCAGUUACACCAACAGCAAGUCCUUGGCAACAUACAGCUAGAACAACAAUUAUUGCUACAGCCACAUGAUCAACAACAAUUGCAGCAACAACAGCAACAGAUACUGGGAAACAUACAACAGCAACAGUUACAGCAGCAACAUCAACAGUUUCAACAGCAGCAGCAUGUCCUUGGCAACAUCCAGCUACAGGAGCAACAACAACGUCAGCAGCAGCAACAAGUGCUUGGAAACCUACAACAGCAGCAACAACAGUUACAGCAGCAGCAACAUCAUCAGCAGCAACAGUUACACCAGCAGCAGCAACAACAACAACAUCAAGAACAGUUACAGCGGGAACAGCAGCAGCAACAUCAACAACAACAGUUACAGCAGCAGCAGCAGCAACAUCAACAACAACAGUUACAGCAGCAGCAGCAGCAACAUCAACAACAACAGUUACAGCAGCAGCAGGUGUUUGAGAACCUCCAGCAGCAACUCCAGGCAGAGCUGCUCCAGCCUAAGAUCCACUCUUCGUCUCAGCCCCAGCAGCAGCCUGUGUCUCUUCUCCAGCAGGCUGGUGAGCUACUGACCAUCCAGACCUCUGGAUUCCCACAGCAGCCCCCCUCCCACACAUCACCCCCUCAGCAGCUCUUCCAGUCCCCUAGGCCCCUAUCAGACACCCCAAGCCCUCAGCGCCAGGUCCAGGCCGCACUGCUCCAGAACACUCUUACUGUGUUGUCCAGUGGUAGCCUCCAUCAGGAACAGCAGGCCUCAGGUUCCACACUGUUCCUUUCUCCAAAUACUCUCUCCAGCCAGGAGAGCAGUCAGCAGCUGGCGUUCCUGUCCUCCAUGGAGACUUCCUCCAGUGAGCCCCAGACGGUGUCAGUGUUCCAGGCUCAGCCUCACCCCCAGCAGACACACAGCACCCCCAUGGAACAGCAGCAGUCCCCGCAGCAGACACAAAUACCACAAACACCGCAGCAACAGCAGCAGCUUGCCAUGGCCCAGCAGGGCUCCUUGUUCCAGUCUAACACUUUGUCCUCUAGUCAGCACUCUCAGCCCCAGUCUACAGGCCUCCUCCUUUGCACUGCCUCCCUCAACCCACAGGCACUUCCCCCAGCCCUCCUCUUCAGUACCCCAGCCCAGUGUUCUACUAUGGGUAGCAACAGCAAUGCUCGCACCCAGGAAGGCCCUUCUUCCCUCCUGUUCUCCCAGCCCACCAUGGUGGGUGUGAAGACCGACCCAGCAGAGCCCAUGUCUUUCCAGGAUCAGAGCUCAACAGUAGGAGGGACCACUAGCUCCAACAGUCCCUCUCAACAGGGUCUGUUCCAGGGGCAGCAGCCCAUGCAGGUGGGUUCUAGCGCAAGCAGUGGCCCUCCCAGCCAGCAGGUGGAGCUGUUCUUGUCACAGGGUUCCCUGUCUGGUCUGCAGAGCAGCAUAGCCACACAAGAACUAGGAAACCAAGUUGCGGCAGCGGCAACCCUCUUUGUAAUGCAGAGUGGGCUAGGGGUUGUGGGUCUGCAGAAUACUACAUCGUCCCCCGGUCAUAGACCCCCCGAGCAGCUGUUCCAGACGGGGGUAAGCGGGAAUGUUGGCCAGCCAGGAGGACAACCCAACCUGUUUGUUUUUGGCCUUCAAAAUGAUUCUUCUCAGCUGAUGACGUCCUCUGGUCCUACAUUGUCAGUCCAGAGCCGGACUCAAAACCCCAAUCCUCUGCAAGCCAGCCACCUUCAGUCUCUACUGGACCCAAACAUGGCUCAGACAGUCACACCCAUGCAGACUAACCUCCAGACGCCCAUGCAGACUAACCUCCAGACGCCCAUGCAGACUAACCUCCAGACGCCCAUGCAGACUAACCUCCAGACGCCCAUGCAGACUAACCUCCAGACGCCCAUGCAGACUAACCUCCAGACGCCCAUGCAGACUAACCUCCAGACGCCCAUGCAGACUAACCUCCAGACGCCCAUGCAGACUAACCUCCAGACGCCCAUGCAGACUGGUCUACAAAACCCCAUGAGUAGCUUAGAAAACGCAAUGCAGACCAACACACAGACUGCAAUGCAGACCAAUUUACAGACUGCUGUAGAAACAAGUCUGCCAACCCCCAUGCAGACCAGUUUACAGACCCCCAUGCAGACAUCAAUGAGAUCCUCCCAGGACAUGGAAAAGAUUGAGGACCUGUUGGGGAGUUUACAGGAACAGUGAUCUUUACUGUGACCACAGAUACAGUACACAUUGUUCUGGUGAUGUUUGACUACACUUAGAACCACAUACUGGUCGGGGACAGGAUUUGUCUUCUGCUUAAAGUACAUCCUCUGACAUGUCAUGAAGACAUUACAGAUUUUAUUAGAAGUACUCAUACUUUUAAUUAAUAAUUUGACUGACUGUUGUACAUACAUGCAUACAUUCAGACAGACGGGCCGGCAGUUAGAUAGACAGACAAGCUGGCCGGCAGUUAGGCAGACAAACACAGGCUUUUUGAUAAAUUGGUAAAGUGGAGUGUUAAUGUAAGGGGAGAGCCGCUAAGGAAAAAAGAAGGUUGGAAGCGGAGAAAGAAGAGAAUUUUAAGAAGUGAUAUGUAUAGUGAAAGAAGAUCAAACACAGAUAGGUGUCUGUCCCUGUUCUUGUUAGGGAUAGCACAGCUUCAGUUGAUGCAUCAGUCCAACAUGACUCAUCGUAUCGCUUUGACAUUUACCAGUCUCUGAUCUCUUAUUAUUCCAAGAUAUCACUUAACAGUUAAUAAGGCUGUCACCAUUGUUGUUUUUGGUGCAUUUGUGCAACUUUGUGUUUUGGGGUGUAGAUUUUAGAUUUGGACAUGGAAGCAUUUCCAGUAUAUUGUAAAUGGAAGGAUGCUUUCUACUAAGGGAAGUGAAGCGUUGUGAUUUUAUAAACAUUAAGCACUUUAUAAACUGUUUUGUGUGACCAGCUAAUCCUUAUAUCAAUCUAUAGACUGUGUGGUUAGAGACAGUUUGUACUUGUUGGAAAAAGAAAAUAUGAAAUUCAAAUGUUUUUUGUCAAGGUAUACAUUUCAACACAUUGACCAUGCAUUUGUAAAUUUUUCAUGUCACUAUAUUUUUGGAGUAAUAUUUGAGAUUUUUCUAAAGAUGUCUGUGUGAAGUUUGGAAUUAAUCUAAAGCCUAUUUAUACUGAGUGGUCCAGUCAGUGUCUGUCUGUCUAUUCAGAUCUUCCCAUGGUGAAGACACAGCCUUUGUUUUGGUGUCUGUAACUAGGUUCUGUUAGGCUUUCAUAUCCCUGCCAACACCCCCACAAAGCAUACAUUUUUCUGUUGUGUGUGCUUGUGCGUGCUUGUGCAUAUGUACAUAGACGUUUUUUUGUUAUUUUUUUUUUUUUAAAUGAAGGAUUUACAACAUAUUGCUAUCUGUAGCCUACUAUUUACCUUACUGUACUGUAACAACUUGUGUAAGUUAACAAACUGUGUUUUACCGUGUGUGUGUGGUGUGGUUGUAGGUUUUGUUUGGUUUCUGGUUAUUGGUCUGACAGAUAUUGAAGCAGUACUGUCAGUGUUUAGUGCAGAGCUGUGAAGUAGGCAUGCAGUUACCGUCCGAUGCAUUGUCAACAGGGACUCACUGCAACACAAAGGCUCUGCUCCAAUAGCCACACUUGCAUAACAUUUAUUAUAAAGCAAUGCAUAGGUACUCUAGAGCAGUUGUUUUCAGCCUGUGGUUUGUCCCCUGGUAGUCCAGUGUUACUGCAGGUGAUCCAUUCAUUAUGUUAUGUGAGGAAAGAGUUGAUUCCUUCAAUUACAAAAACUGUUAGGAGUUUUAAUGUUAUUAUAAAGGAUUUAGCAUUUUCAUAAUGUACAUUUUACUUAUUAUAAUAUACAAUGUACUAAUUAUAAUAGUCAUGUAUCUUUUACUUUAAGUGAUUAGGACUACAUUUCAACAAGUAAAGCAGGUAAUUAAGGUAAAAUUAGACUUCACAACUGUAAUACUUAAGCAUUUGACAGUAAUUUGGUGGUCCUCGGCCCAAAAAGGUUUGGGAACUGCUACUCUAGUCUAUGAGGUAUGCUAUGCUGGGUUGGGGUACAUUUUGGAAGCGCACUGAAAUUAACAAUCCAAUUUUCUUCAAUGCUUUUCAAUGAGGAAAAAAAUAUAUUUGGAAUUGCCACCAACCCUGGUGUUAUGCUAGUACGGAUAUUGGAAUGUGGCCUGAAAUCUGUUACAUAGGGUGCAUUUACACAGGCAGCCCUAUUUUAUUUUUUUCCCAAUUUAUGGUAUUUGGACCUCAUAUCAGACCUUCUCAUCACAUCUUUUUGUUUUUGAUUUAAUAAAAACUGAUCAGGACAGGACUGGCUCCAGGAUAAAAUUAGUGGCAUUUUUUAUCAAUGGGAGGGCAUAUCUAAUUCCUAUACCAUUUGCAGUGUUUAAGGGGAAACAAAACUAGGGGCACAGAUUCUAUCUGGGUGGGGGGCAAUGCCCAGCUUUGCCCCCUAUGGAUCCAGGCCUGUAUCAGAAGUGGGCUGUCUAAACGCAGCCUAGAUAGCCAUUCUCACGUUAUCUAUGGUGCUAUGUGCAGGAGUAUUUACACUUCUAAUGUGACGUUUAUACUAACAUUUUCUACUCAUAACUACUGGUGAUGAUCGUGUGUUUCUCCAGUAGUAGCUGGUGAGCAGGCUGAGUGAUGGUAGUGUAUCAACAUGCUAUCUGGGCAGACUCCUGUUUUCUAAUUCUCUUGUCAUAUUUGUUUCAUUCAAACUAUUCUAAUGCAUUUUUUUUUUUUACUUGUAAUUUUAAAUGAUGCAGUUUUCAUUGGUAAUAUGAACUAGUUUUUGUACAAAUUACAAACCUGAGUAUAUGAGGUAUUUAUAAGUAGGGGAGUGUGGGGGAAAUUGGAACACCUUGAAUAUGUCACAGAAAUUAGGAAUGCUAGAGUUUUUUUUUUUUUUUUUUUGAGAGGGGGUUGAAAUGUUCUUUCACCAGCUGAAAUGUUCUCAUACAUUCCUGAACAUUAAUGUAUAAAAAUCGAACAACUGAAUUACUAAAUGUUGUCUAAACAUUGACAUGAUCGACUUGUCACUUGACUUUUCUCUUGCAAGGCACAAAGUUUGUCUGUUAGGGUUGUGGGUAGUUGUUACACAAUGUGCAAAUUAAAUGGAGACAAGUAGCCAGAUUAUGAAAACACAUGUUUUUUUUACUUGAAACUGAAGGUGAUUUGGUGUAGAGUACCAUAGAUGUAAAUAUAUAAUCUGGGUGCCAUCAGACAAACAAUGUACUAAUUGGCCUGGCAUAAACAGGACUGUAAUGUUGGUCACUUGCAUAAAAAGUCCUUAAAUAGUAUUUUAAUUCCGGUUUAGUGAGUUUUGGAUUUAUUUUAGGAGUUACAUCUGAAUCCAGCUAAAGGUAUGACUGCCCCUGGAAUGGAAGAAAAGGAACACCCGGACUUGUCAGGACAGAAUCGGUAGUGUGUUCUGUAUAUUGUAGACCUAGAAAUUAUAUUAAUGUUUUCGAGGCCCAUGUAUGCUUGUUGUAUUAAAGAAAUACUGGCCUAGUUUAAUUAGUCUCUGAGCAAUACAGUAGGUGUUAUAGUUUCCCCCAGUCUCACCUACAUUUGUAAGUUACUCAAUUCCCAACAGUUUUGCUUCAUGUCCUUUCCAUCCAAAUCAAGAUGGAUUUUAAACCAUGUUGCUCUACUUGGCUUUAGACAUAAGGUGAUACUACUGUAACUGUAUCUUCAAACCACAGUCAGACAUAUUAAAACCGAUGCAAUGAGACCUAUUCAGUUACUCAGCUCCCUAUGCUCAAGUAUCCAUUUGUUGACAUUUUAUCAUCUUUUAAAAGGUUCUCCAUUUGAAAAUUUGUAUUUAGAAGGCUUCUUACCCAAGAGUCAUAUUACAUAUUUUCUUAAUUGAAACAUUUGGUUUACAGUAUCAUGAAAUCCAGUUGUUUCGAGGUGGGUAAAAUAAAAGGUGUUCAUCUAGAACACAAGCUGUCUAAAGUAGACUAUGGGCAACCCAUAAUACAUUACAUUUCUAAGUGUGUACAGUUCCAAGCAUGGAAUUAAAAUGAUGAUUCCAUAUGUGACACGGUACUACGUUUUAGAUCGUGGCACCUAUUGAAAAUUGAUACUAUUCUGAACACUACAUUCAGUUUUACCCAUCCAAAAUGUUAGUGGGCACACAAUCAUUCACAAAUUUGAGCCUUUCAUUCCAUUUCUAUUGGAGAUUUUCAAGAGCACAUGGUAUUGUGGAACAGUAAUGCCUCAAAGCCAUACAAACAGAGAAAUCCAAGCUCUGUGUAUGUCUGUUAGUGUGAUGAAUGUAACUUUACCUCACAGUUUGGGAAAUAUCUUUUAGUACCACAUCUGCCCCCGACCAACUAACUACAGUAUAUACUGUUUUAGCAUCAUUUUGAGCCUUUAGUUCAUUGUACAUGUGUGGAAACAUUUUGUAUUGUUUUUUCUUGUUGUGUCUGGUUUCAUUUAAGCACUCUUUAGACCUAUUGUUUACUUAACAUUUUUGAAUAACUACAUAUUCAUUUGAAUAAUAGUUAGCUAAAGUGGCUAAAUUAGUUUUUGUGAAGUUCUCAGCAGUGUGUGUUUGACAGCUUCAGUGUCAUACAUUGAUCAAAUUCCCUGUUUCAUGACUGUCCAUCAUCCUGGUCUGAUGUUCUUAUUGGCCGGACUGACUCUCAAUCCUAAUACUUCAGUCUAGUCAGUGGCAGUGAUCUGCAUUUAGUUAUGUAACGUCAUAGCAAAUGCUGUGUUUUGACCUUGUUUUAAUGUCAUCCAUGAAUGGGUGCAGUUAUCUGGAUUCAGCUGUGAUCACCUUCACACUAGAACUGCUGUGCAGCUUAACUUGUCCACUGUAAACAUGUUGUAUUCCUGUUUGUAUCGUUAUCCUGUCCUUGUUUCAGGCCUGUUGAGAUUCAUAAUUGUGAGGUUAAAGGGAAAAGAGGUGGAGAUGGUUCUAACCAGGUAUUGUGAAAAGCUCUUAUAUUGGUAUGUGCUUAUCAGCAUUACUGUUGUUGCUGUGAAGAGCUUGACAUGAGAUCAAACAAAAACAUAAUAAUAAUAAUGACUCCUAACGCCAACAGUGAGCUGAGCUUUGUUAUCAGUCAGUUUGCUAACAAUUUUCACUCUGAGUUUUACUUUUCCUGUUUAAGUGUUGAGUUUUAUCUCAUCACUGCUUCAGUGAGAACAUUUAACAUUUUGAAAUGUUGACAUUUGCCUUUCCUCUGGACAUUCUUGUGAUUAUUUCUGUAAUUCUGCUGCUAUGUUAUAUGAAUAAAUAAAGAUGAUCUCUUUA
Molecule: messenger RNA, 12587 nt
Organism: Esox lucius (northern pike)
Lineage: Eukaryota; Metazoa; Chordata; Actinopteri; Esociformes; Esocidae
Product: nuclear factor of activated T-cells 5
Exons: 13
Coding region: 2933-7528 (1531 amino acids)
Biological process (GO): cytokine production; regulation of transcription by RNA polymerase II; calcineurin-NFAT signaling cascade
Cellular component (GO): transcription regulator complex
Molecular function (GO): DNA-binding transcription factor activity, RNA polymerase II-specific; transcription factor binding; RNA polymerase II cis-regulatory region sequence-specific DNA binding
Source: RefSeq, a predicted model, not a curated record